Molecule: messenger RNA, 891 nt
Organism: Aspergillus puulaauensis
Lineage: Eukaryota; Fungi; Ascomycota; Eurotiomycetes; Eurotiales; Aspergillaceae
Product: type 1 glutamine amidotransferase
Exons: 1
Coding region: 1-891 (296 amino acids)
Cellular component (GO): cytosol; nucleus
Source: RefSeq, a predicted model, not a curated record
AUGGCGACAAUCGAAAGAGACCAGACAUACAAACCCACCCCCUCCGCGCCCGUCGUGCGCCUCAUGGUCCUCGAGACCGACCUCCCACACCCAGACACCUUCUCCGAGCGCGGCUCCUUCGGCCAGAUUGUGCAUCACCACUUCUCGCGCGCCGGCCGCGCACACCACCCACCCCUAGGCGUGGAAACGGACCAGGUCUUCGUGGUCACCGAGCAGGGCGGGCGGAUCCCAUCAGUGCAGGAGUUCGAUAACUUCGACGGGCUGCUGAUUACAGGGAGCGUGUACGAUGCGCACGCGGAUAAUGAGUGGAUAUUGCAAUUACUGGACCUGCUGAAGAGGCUUUGGAUAGAGAAGCCGGAGUUCCAUUUCGUGGGCGUGUGUUUUGGACACCAGCUUCUUGCGAGACUGCUCGGGGGCGAGGUGGGCCCGGCGCCGUCCAGGGAUUGGGAAUUGGGCCAUUCGAGGAUUGAACUUACGCCGACGGGACAGAGAAUUUUUCGCACGUUGGAGGACCAUAUCCAUCUGCAUCAGAUGCAUCAGGACCAGGUUGUGCGGGCGCCUUCGCCUGCGUCUGCGUCUGAGUUACUCGCUGGCGACUCCGAUACCGAAGUGCGGGUCUGGGGCCGCAGCGAGCAUACCCCCGUCCAGGGCUUGUAUAUCCCGAACCGGCUGUUCACGACGCAGGCGCAUCUAGCGUUCGAUGAGGAUAUGGUGAAGCGGCAGAUUCAGAUCCGGGUUGAUGCGGGUGGGAUUCAGGAUCUGGAGCAUGCGGAUCGGGCGGCGGAGACUUCACAUUUGGAGCAUGAUGGCGUUGAGGUUGCGAAGGCUGUGCUGAGGUUGUUUGUGUACGAUGAUGAUGAGUAUACAGGGGGUGAUAGGAAGACUUCAUAA